Mesocestoides corti is the source of this 1866-nucleotide messenger RNA. The record is from the annotation of a GenBank genome assembly. Lineage: Eukaryota; Metazoa; Platyhelminthes; Cestoda; Cyclophyllidea; Mesocestoididae.
AUGUCGUCCAGAGCGUUAAGAAAGCUAGCCAAUGCAGAUGCUGUAACAAAUUCUGUUGAUGAGGAUGAUACCCAGCAAUGGGUUCCUAGGACUAAACAGUCUAUAUUUUCACUGGUUGACCUUGAAGAAGCUUCUGAAGAAAUAGCCUCCCCAUUAAACGAUGCUCCUACCCACGAAGAACAUCAAAGACACAAAAGUCAUGCCACUAAAAGGAACAAAAAGAAGAGGAGAAAAGGUGCCACUAACAAACCCAAUUCGGACGUGGAUGAGGACUUACUGUUGGAGCAGGCACAGCACGCGCCCCCCAUAGAACUUGAGGCUCCUAGCUCAGCCACCAACACAGAUGACUGCCUUACCGUGAACAAGAAAUUCCUUGACUACAUGGCCGAACUGCAGCGUAAAUUUGGCACCGACGCGACCGGAGGAAUGCCGAAAGGCCGUAGAGGCGCAUUCGGGCCGCUCGUGCGACCGAAGGCCAACUGGCCUCCUUUCAUCAAGUGCGGCCUCGCCAUGAAGCGGUGCGACGAAGACCCCAUUGGGAACCUGUUCGCCUUCACUCACAGCAAGGACUACAGUAGGCAGCAACGUGCCUUCUACGCUCUUCAAGAUGCUCUUGAUCCAAAUACCCUUUCGAUGGUUUUGUCGAAGGCCCCCUACCACGUGGACACUUUGCUUCAGCUGAGUGACUAUCUGAUGCACCAAGAUCAAUCAGAGGUCGGCGCAGAUCUGCUUGAGCGUGCACUCUACGCUUUCCAGUCGGCUUUCCAUCUGUCCUUCAACUUUUCCACACGUAGUUGCCGCCUGGACUACAGGGUCCAGGAGAACCGAAGUCUCUUUGUGGCUCUCUUCCGGUACAUCUUCUAUGUUGCCUCCAGAAGCUCUUAUCGGGCGGCUCUGGAGUACAGCAAGAUACUGCUUCUUCUGGAGCCGGACAAGGAUCCGAUGGCGAUAACCCUUGCACUGGACUUUUUCGCAAUUGUGACUGAGGAAUACGAGUUUCUAAUCAGCUUCUUUGAGACUUGGAAUCCCAAGCGACGCCUGAAUCUCCUCCCAAACUUCGCCUUUUCCAUGCCUCUGGUCCGGUGGCUGCAGCGAAACCGACCGCGCAAGAGAAGACCUUCUUCAGAUCUCCUUGAACCCGAGGAAAUUGACGCCAUGCUCCAAGACGCUCUGCUGAUGUUCCCUGGGUUCCUUCCACGACUGAUGAAGCAUGUCAAAGUCGGUGGAACUGACAAUCUGGCGAAGUCUGUUCUCUUCGGCAAGGAAGUCAGCACUUCAGAAAGCGAAGGCCUGGGACGCCUGCUGGACGUCUACGUGUCGCAGAUGCGCUAUCACUGGCAGGAGGCGGACGUUCUGGCCUGGCUCGAACGCAACGUUGAAGCCGUCCUGCAGCUUGUAGAGCCCGUUGUCCUGAGUGACGCCGAGUCCAGCCCCACCCACAACCCCGUGCCAGAUCACCGGCUCGAGGAAUAUUCCAAAAGAAGGAAAAGCCUGUACACCCACCCUCCACGGUGUGUUUUGCGCUACAUCUUCCUUCGAGACCUCCCCGACGUUCCACCACUCGUUCCUCCGACGUUUGCCAACCAACAAAUCUACCCGUUGGAUCCAUUCCCACCGGCGGAUUCAAUUAAUGCCUACGAUCUUGAGGCCGAGAGGAGGGAUCGCCAGAACGCGGCAGGUGGACCUGUGGGUUUCCUCAACGCCCUGUUCGCCAGCCUGUGGCCAACGGUGCCCGACCGUGCCAACGAUGUGGCGGACUUCAACGCGAUCCUCGCCGAAUUCGGCUUCCAGGUGGUGGUUGAUGAGGAGGACGGGGAGGGGGCGCAAGAAGACGAAAAUGGAGAUAUUUUUGAACAAAUCGACUAA